AAGAUAACUGAAAGAGAACUCGGCUAGAAUUAAUCCGAUUUAGAAGGAGGGGUGAGAAUUACAUGUGUUCGCUAAACUAACCAUGCAUAGUAAACUUUACCAUAUAUAUAAACUAAUUGACAACUAUAUCGAUUUGUGAUCACACACGAAUCAUCUCACCUUAGUUCAAUAUUGUAAGCAGUUAAAGAGAACAAAAAAUUAAGAUGCACCGUGCCAUAUUGCUCGUGACACUCUUGGCCCUGAUUAAGACCACGGUUUCGGACCUUAUGAUAGAGCAGUGUAGGGACGUGUUCGAUAGUUUCAUGCCGUGCAUGGGCUUCGUCGAGGGAAUAUUCCAGCAACCUUCUCCGCAAUGCUGUACAGGCGUGACCCACUUGAACAACAUUGUCAAGUUCACUCCUCCAGGAUCGAGGAAGAACAAGCAGGGGAAUGGAGAGAUAGAGAGAGUGUGUAAUUGCAUAGAGAUAAUGGGAAGAGCAGAUCAUCUUCCUUUUCUGCCUCCUGCCAUUAACAAUAUUCCUCUCCUUUGUUCUCUUACUCUCAGCUUUCCCAUCUCCGUUGCAAUGGACUGUUCUCAGUUCAGAAACGCGAAGGUUAUCGACGCUGGAAAAUUAAAUUAGCUUAUAAGUAUAUAUAAAUAUUGGAAAGGGAAGAGUUGUAAUAUGUAUGAAUAUAUGUAUUUUAAAGGGAAGACUUUGUAAU
This is a messenger RNA of Eutrema salsugineum, 702 nucleotides long. RefSeq names its product protein ARABIDOPSIS THALIANA ANTHER 7. Gene Ontology annotation, cellular component: membrane. The record is from RefSeq and is a predicted model, not a curated record. NCBI's taxonomy places the organism in Eukaryota, Viridiplantae, Streptophyta, Magnoliopsida, Brassicales, Brassicaceae. Gene Ontology annotation, molecular function: lipid binding. The coding region runs from base 204 to 620 and encodes 138 amino acids. Gene Ontology annotation, biological process: lipid transport. The transcript has 3 exons.